AUGCUGUCUUCUUGCAAAGUCGGGUUCCGCAGCUUUGCUCCGAAACAUUCUCAGACUCCGGCAGCAGUCGAUAGCGCUGAUUUGCUCCAAACCAAUGCAGCAGCGACAAAAGCUGGCGUCGAAACCUUGGGCCCGGCUGUGUCGUCUCGCUUUUUCGGUGCCAUGAACCUCGGAGAAUCCACUUCCGAUGAGGCUUUCUACCAUACCGUUCCCGGAGAUGACCUCGGCCUCGUAGGUUAUACCGAAACAGGUUCUGCUUCGGCGCAGUCGCAAGUCUUUGCGGAGACGCCAUCAGCAGGCUCCAAAGAAGUCUGGCAGACCUUUUGGCCAGGAUCAGCAAGCGUGCCAACAAACCGAAUUGGGCCGAAGCCGCGCUGGGCGUACUCGAACACCGAGUUCAUGCAGCCUUAUACGACAAGUGGUGAUGGUGUUCCGCGGCAGGGGCUGAAGGCUGCCAGAUGGUUCGACAACUCUGUUCUACAGUACAACGGUAUGGGCCAGCCGCAGCUGCCUCCAUUCGGGGUCGGGGCCCGGUUAGUUGAGUCCUCGGCCGCCUCCACGUCUUGGGUACAGCGGGCCGUGAAUACCAGCCUCCUGUGCAAAGAGGCUGGCUGCACAGCAACUUCGAAGCUGCAGGUUUUCGAUCCACAGCAGGAAGAAGCCCAACUUUGCAGGCUCACGAUUGAAGUGCAUCCCACUGACUACGACAACCUGUGGAGCAAGGAAUUCGUGCGCAUCUGGAAGAUUAACGAGCAUUUGGCCACCGCCAGGUGUGAUCCACAUGCGCUGGGCUGCAACGCAUCGGCCUGGCGGCCCUUGGUGCCGUGCUUGCAGGAUUUGAAUGUCGACCACCUACUGGCUGAAACCGGCUCACUUCUCAUCGAAGGAUCCAUCAACAAGAUGGUGGAUGAGUGCCCCUACCAUGGCUAUCUCUUGAACGGCAUGGCUGUUGUCACUUGCAUGGCCCGCAAGAAAGUGGCCGAGAAAGCCCUGGCUGCACCCCAUGCUGCCUUUGGUGGAGCUCCCAGCGAUGCGCGCCUCACAGCCAGGGAUCUGUCAGAUGGGGAGUUGAAGCGUUCCUUGGUUUCGGCGGGCGGUGCAGGGGCUCUUCAGGCAGCCGGUCUCAGCGGUGUAGGCCAGGACGCCGGUCUCAACGGUGUACGCUUCGCACACUUGGACGGCACCGCUGCCGACGACGCAAAUGGUUUACUGGGUGCUGCCGGGGGUGCAGCUGUACUGGGCAGUGACGGCGCCGGCAAUGGAAGCAGUGGAACUGGAUCGCUUUCUGAUGAGUCACGAGCACUACUCGGCGACAGGGCUGCAGAACUGGACGAUGGGGCCCUGGCUGCUGCCGGUUUGAAUGCCACAGAGAUCGCAGAGCUGCGCGCCAAAAUGAAAGCAAAUUUCCUGGCAGAUGCGCUGGCGCCAGGAGCUGUCCUUUCCAACACCACCAGCAUGCAGUGCUGCGAGCCAGGAUGUGCUGUGAUGUCUGAGAUCCAUGUAGACCCGAUCUUCCUGAGAGCUGGUGCGACCUGCCUCAUGAAUUUCACGGUGGUGCAGACUGACUUUGACGAAGCUGUUGGCAACGACGUUGAACGGAUCGAGUUUAUCCAUGUUGAGGGCCUGGGCAACAUCAGCGAGGGCGUCAAGCCCGGAAGGAACCCCUGCACGGAGGAGUACAGCACGGGGAAAACCGUACCCAUGGAAGACCGAGCACGAGCCUCAGCAGAAAGGGGUGGUGACUCACAGCAUUACGAGGAGUUGGAAGACGUACUGAGGAGUCCUGUGGUUCGACAGGGAGAACAGGGGGGUGGCGGACCGGGCCAAUGGGACACAGUCGAUACUUUACUUUCCCUGAUCCGAACUGCGCUCCAGUGGUGGCUGCAGCGUUUCGGUCCAGCUUCCACGGCUUUGUGCGGAACUGCAGAAGUCACCGUGGCAAUCGAGAAGCUGCUGUUGAAAUUCUCAUGCGGCACAGCUGAGAUGGGGAUGCUGGUUGUCGGCAGCAAGAUCUCGCCACAGGCGCCAGCAUUCUUUGCCAGGCUCAAAGUUAUUGGAGUUGUGCGAAAUGUGGAUCUGGCACUUCCGAACUUCGUGCUCAAAGCUGUCAUCUGCUUCCUCGGCAGGCCACAGCACAUGCCGCUGAAGCGAUACCACAAGGUCUCCCUUGCUGAGCAGGGCGAAGGUGUGCCCGGAACUGGCUACUUAGUUCCCAAGGACGUAGCCGAGGCCAAGGAGCUGCACAAUGCAGCCGAGAAGCUGCUGCGGCACAAGGAAUCUCAGAUCCAAGAGCUGCAGAGGCACAACAAGGAGCUGCUGGAUGAGCUUCAGCGAAAGGAGCUGGCCCACACUCACACCUGCAGAGAGGCUACACGGCUGUCCCAGGAGAAUGGGCACUUGAAAGCCACGCUCGGGCGGCUAGUUGCGCAGCAAAAGCGGGAGCUACAAGGAGAGCUGCAGGAAAAGGAGUUAGCCCACCUGGAGACCUGUCGCGAAGCGACAAGGCUAGCUCAGGAAAAUGGGCACUUGAAGAGUGAGCUGAGCCGUCUGCAACAGAGGUUGCGCCAACAGACGGACAUUGAGGGUUCCUCGGAGGCCCAGAGCAACGGAGAUGCUGGCAAAGGCGACGGCUGCUGUCCCAGCUGGCAAUGA
Symbiodinium necroappetens is the source of this 2652-nucleotide messenger RNA. NCBI's taxonomy places the organism in Eukaryota, Dinophyceae, Suessiales, Symbiodiniaceae. The record is from the annotation of a GenBank genome assembly.